UGGUUUUCGAAUUUAUUGCCCGUCAUCGGAUCAAUAGGUGUUUAGGGUCUCCGAUGUGAUUUUUUUAAAAUAAGAAAUUACUGAAGAACACACGUUCCAAUGUUGGCUGUGGGUGACUCGCCGCUUCUUGUUUGGAAUAUACUCCUGCCUUCCGCCGAUUUCGUGUCGUUUUGAUUAUGGAAACGUGUUCUUUGAGUCACGUAGUCCUAGCCCGUCUUUCUCUUGUGGUCCUCUUGAUCGUUCUGAGGCCCAUCAAUGCGUGGACAUACACCUCCAGCAGCAACGAUAUGGAUAGGACACUGGUAACGAGGGGAUACUUUUCUCCCAGCGUUACGAACUCUGAAGAAAUAACUGCCUUACCAAAAUACUUGUUUACUACUUCGGGAACUUCUAAAGACUUUAGGGAGGUAUCAUCACCAUCAACUGGAACAGAACAAUCCCACCGAGUCCGGCAUUCUGAGGACAGUGAGACCCGGACAUUGAGUGAAGACAAAUUAGCCACUGAACAAAACGCGCAUCUCUCCACGGUCUCAACCCGCGGGGCAUCAGAAGGAACCCUUAGUUUGUCGAAAGAGCAGAUGAGCUCUACAAUUGUAGUGUCCACAGAGGCUACGACACAUUGGGAGGACCAGACCAGACUAGCACCAGACCAUCUACUAGAGACCUACCCUGGGCUUCGAGUGGACCUCAGGUCUGUGUCUGUGACACAAGCCAGACUGCCUCAGGACAGCCCUGAUGCUGACAGCAGUCUCAGGCAGGACCAGUUGACGAACCGAGGCACCGUGGGUCUCAGAAAGGACCAGUUGACGAACCGAGGCACCGUGGGUCUCGGAGAGGACCAGUCGGCGAACCGAGGCACCGCGGGACUCGGAGAGGACCAGUUGACGAACCGAGGCACCGUGGGUCUCAGAAAGGACCAGUCGGCGAACCGAGGCACCGCGGGUCUCGGAGAGGACCAGUCGACGAACCGAGGCACCGUGGGUCUCGGAGAGGACCAGUCGACGAACCGAGGCACCGUGGGUCUCGGAGAGGACCAGUCGACGAGCCGAGGCACCUCGGGUCUCGGAGAGGACCAGUCGACGAACCGAGGCACCUCGGGUCUCGGAGAGGACCAGUCGACGAACCGAGGCACCGUGGGUCUCGGAGAGGACCAGUCGACGAACCGAGGCACCUCGGGUCUCGGAGAGGACCAGUCGACGAACCGAGGCACCUCGGGUCUCGGAGAGGACCAGUCGAAGAACCGAGGCACCUCGGGUCUCGGAGAGGACCAGUUGACUAACCGAGGCACCGUGGGUCUCGGAGAGGACCAGUCGACGAACCGAGGCACCUCGGGUCUCGGAGAGGACCAGUCGACGAACCGAGGCACCUCGGGUCUCGGAGAGGACCAGUCGACGAACCGAGGCACCUCGGGUCUCGGAGAGGACCAGUCGACGAACCGAGGCACCGCGGGUCUCGGAGAGGACCAGUCGACGAACCGAGGCACCGCGGGUCUCGGAGAGGACCAGUCGACAAACCGAGGCACCGUGGGUCUCGGGCAUGGGCAGUCAACAGCCACUCUCAGACAGGACCAGUUGAUAGACCUAGGAACCGUGGCUCUCCCCGUCCAAACUGACAGCACCUACAUCUCCUCCACUGUGAGUCGAGCAGGAGAGAGGACUUUACUGUCUGUGACCUCCAACAACACCUCCAUGUACUCUGAGGACUCCAACUCCUCCUCCCAGUCCCGGGCCUCCAACUGGGACCUCCCGACUGGCCGCACUGGAGCCGGGGCUGGGGCCGUCACCAUCAGGAUACCCUUCACAGGACCUGAGCAUGGGCAUGAUGCUACAUCUGGGUCUGACUCUUACCACCACACCAACUCCUCACAGGAGUGGUCUGGUGGUUUCGCCUCCAGAGGGACCAACCCACUGACUGGACCUCUCAAUGUGACCCAACAGGACCUCACCUCUCUGGUUUCCGAUGGAACCCCCAACUCCACCCCUCUGCUCAGGGUGGUUGAUAACCAUAGCAGACGGGACACAGACACAACAGACUCUAGUCAGCCCUCCAGAGGCAGGACAUCCCAGACAGAAGAGGGGUUAUCUGCUUCAUCACAGCCCCCUGUGCUGUCGUCAGAAGAAGGCCCCAGCCACCCCAACACCUCUCAGGGAGGAGAAACAGAUAGAGAUUCUCCCUCCAUCCUGGUCACUGGGUCUGAGACCUCCACCAAGUCCUCCACAUGUCCCCCUAGCACCCGGGGGGGGCAUGGUGAGACAGAGGGGGUCCCUUCGCUCCACACAGAGGACAAUACUAUCCUAGGCCUGGGUCUAACCACUGCUCCCCCAACACUACGAGACAGUGCCACUGCCCUGGAUGACUUCCUGUCUCGGUUCCUCGCCACCCAGCCUCCCUUCAUCCCCAAGACUCAGCGGCCGGCGGUGGCCACAGAGGUCCUGGUGUCCACCACACCUGUUACCGUGACAAUAAAGUCACAGGUCAUCGAGGAGGAGCCCUACAUUGUUACCAUGGCAACCAGCACCACACCGACCCCGCCUCUUGCUACGACGAGGAUGGUUCAGCCCAGUACCGCCACUUCCAUUGAGGCCCAGACUCAGCCCACCAUCAUCCCUACCACCACUACCACGGAGACUACCCUGGGUCUCCAGAGCUCUGCUUCCACCCCCCAGCCCCCGGGCACCACUCAGACUCAGACCCAAGGGCCCUCAACGGGGGUGAGCUCCACCGACGUCACCACCUUGCACCUGGAGACCAGCACGGCUCACAGCAUCACCACCACUGCAGCCUCCUACAGUUACAGCGUCCCCACCAGAAACACAGUGGAACUACACACAACAGGGAAACACACUGACAGGGGGACCACUGAGAUAGAGGUGACCACCGCUCCAAUGGACAUCAGAUCUACACCGCAGACACCAGGUAGUGCCUGUGAGCCCAGCCCCUGUCUGAAUGGAGGUGAGUGUCUACCCUAUGGAGUGACUGGGUUCACCUGUGACUGUCUGUCAUCAUGGACAGGACCUACCUGCAAUGAGGAUGUGGAUGAGUGUGAGAGUGGCCCCUGUCCCAGUGACUCUACGUGUGUUAACACCAGGGGCUCCUUCAGCUGUGAGUGUCCCCUGGGUCUGGACAUGGAGCACGGAAGAGACUGCACGCGAGCAAAAACCUUCCUGGGCACGUUCAGUUUCAACGUCCCCCUGCUCUCCAGGAGCGCCACACUGCGUGAGAUCCAGAGAGAGAUCAACCAGCUGCUGAAUGCCUCACUAUCAAUUCUGCGUGGUUACCGGCGCUCUUCUUUGAGUAAAAAGGGGGAGGACGGGGUUCGUAUCUCUGCUGUCAACAUGUUCUCCAUCUCUACUGAUGUGACCAGCUCUGAGGUCUACCACAUCAUACAGAUGUCUCUGAACAACUGUAACAGCACCGCUGGACACUGCCGAGUGGUGGUCACUCACCAACUUUCCUAUCAUGUUGAGAGUCUGUGUCUGGCCCAGAAUACCCAGUGUCACCCUGAGCAUUCUUUUUGUACCGACUCCAAUGGGACAGCCUUCUGCCAGUGUCAACCAGGGUACUUCAAACUCAAUCCUGAGGAUCAGUCCUGCAUAGAAUGUGGUGAUGGACUGAAACGGGUCAAUGGAACCUGUGUCAGGUGCACAUUUGGAUUUGGAGGAUUCAACUGUGGAAAUUUCUACAAGCUGAUAGCUGUGGUGGUAUCGCCAGCAGGGGGUGGCCUACUCCUUAUUCUCAUCAUCGCUCUCAUUGUCACCUGGUGCAAGAAAGACAAGAAUGACAUCAAUAAGAUUAUUUUCAAAAGCGGAGAUUUUCAGAUGUCGCCGUACGCUGAGUUCCCGAAGAGUAACCGUGUUUCUAUGGAGUGGGGGAGGGAAACCAUCGAGUUGCAGGAGAACGGUAGCACCAAGAACCUGCUGCAGAUGACAGACAUCUACUACUCUCCUGCUUUGCGUAACUCUGACCUGGAGCAUAACGGCCUCUACCCAUUCUCCAGCCUGCCGGGCUCCCGCCACUCCUGCAUCUACCCCGCUCAGUGGAACCCUUCCUUCAUCAGCGAUGACUCACAACGCCGGGACUACUUCUGACACCCAGCUACUCCACCUCUGCCUCCUAAUUUCCACUCCCAUCCACACAAGGUCCGCAUCUGCGCACCUCCUUGGAAAAAGGUCCUGCGGACGAGGAGAUUUGUCAGUGCGGAAAUGUGCACCAUUUCGUUCGGCAGACCUAGCAGACAGCUCAGAAGCGGAAGGUAUAAAUUAGGCUUUAGCCUGGUCCCAGAUCUAUUUGUGCUGUUGCAUACUCCAUCCAUUGCUGUCCUUGUCAAGCCAAACGUGGCAAUGAGUGAUAAGUAGUUGGCAUGGUAGCACAAACACACUGGCACACAGGCUACCUCUGCCUGGGUAGGGUUCAGUAAAAGGGCUGGCACUGGGGCUAGGUCUGAAGGUAAAUUUGCAUCCACUGCACUGGACUGUGGGUGGACUGAAGAUCGACUGCAUCAAAAACAUUUCACAGUGAUUUUGAUCAUAUGAUUUGAUUAUUUUUCAAAAGCAAUAAUCCAUAAAUUAUAAAAGUUCCCAUGAAUUCAUAAUGUGUGGAUAAAUGUCUGUUCCGCAAAGUGAGUGUGUUUGUGUGUGUGUGCGCGCGUAUGUAUGUGUGGACACCCAUUUGCCAACUGCUGUGAAUUGUAGAUUAACAUUAUCUUAUUUUAUUUCACUGAAAAUACAGGUUGAAAAGACAAAGCUGCCAAAUGUGUUUUGUGUGUGUCAAGUAUUGUUACAUUGUGAAGAUAUUUAACUGCAUAUGAGAUGGAAAACAUGUCAAAAAUGCUAUGUGUUUGUCAGAUGAGGAAUAGAUGCACCAAAGUGGUUUCAUAUGACAGAUUGAAUGAUGGUCAAGGUCUGCUGCAGUCUGUUGGUCUGAACAGUAGAACAGUUGUUAUUUAUUGAAUAUUUCAACUGUUAGAAAUGUAUGAAGACAUUUUCAACAUCUUGCAUUGUAAGAGAGACUCAUACCCCACCCUAUUCUAUAAGAAGUAACAUCUGAAGUUUGGACCACAAAAGGGUGUGUGUGAGUGAGAAUCUUGGAUGAAUUCAGAUCAAUCACCAUGCCAAGUUUCAGAUCUCGUUGAUUGUUUGCAUAAAGAUGUACUUUAAAAACAGCAGGCUUAAUUACAAAUAGAUGGAGUUUCCUUUUAUGUAUUUGUUGUCUUUCUAAUAUGAAUGGUCUCUUACCUCUGGCGUUUUAGUCAGACAUGUAUUUAAUAAUAAAUAAGAUAAA
Molecule: messenger RNA, 5280 nt
Organism: Salvelinus namaycush (lake trout)
Lineage: Eukaryota; Metazoa; Chordata; Actinopteri; Salmoniformes; Salmonidae
Gene: heg1
Product: heart development protein with EGF-like domains 1
Exons: 14
Coding region: 177-4088 (1303 amino acids)
Biological process (GO): heart development
Molecular function (GO): calcium ion binding
Source: RefSeq, a predicted model, not a curated record